Aegilops tauschii subsp. strangulata is the source of this 570-nucleotide messenger RNA. The record is from RefSeq and is a predicted model, not a curated record. NCBI's taxonomy places the organism in Eukaryota, Viridiplantae, Streptophyta, Magnoliopsida, Poales, Poaceae.
AUGGUGUUCUGCUUGAUGUCGGCCCUCAUUGAUCUGGCCGUUGAUGAGUUCCAGAAGGCUCCGUCGGAGAUCUCCAUUGGGAAGGAGAUACUAACUAAGACGCCAGGAAAUGACGGGUUCCACUGGAGGAAAUAUGGCGAGAAGAAAAUCUUGAAUGCUGUUUUUCCGAGGUCAUACUACAGAUGCGGAUACAGUGACGAGCACAGGUGCCCAGCAAAGAAACUUGUACAGCAGCAAAACAACAGCGACCCUCCCGUGGUCAUGGUCACCCUGAUCAACGACCACACAUGCAGUAGUUUGUUCCCAACUAAUAAUCAACCACCCAGGAGCUCAAGCAGUGCUACUGCUAACUCACAAGUGCUCGACUUCACCACAGCGUCGCUCUCUUCAGCUGUUGGUGUCUCCAGGUUGAAGAAAGAGGAAGACGCAGGCAUGUCGGUGACCGUGCCCAGCUACACGUAUCAUGAGCUGUCUUGUUAUUCCUCGCUGCCGUUGCUCUCGCCGAUGGAGUGGGAGACGGAGAUGGUGAUCAACUCACUUUUUCGUCAUCGCCCGGGAGGUGGUAUUUAG